This is a messenger RNA of Psylliodes chrysocephalus, 1465 nucleotides long. NCBI's taxonomy places the organism in Eukaryota, Metazoa, Arthropoda, Insecta, Coleoptera, Chrysomelidae. The record is from the annotation of a GenBank genome assembly.
UUUGCUCUGUCAUUUUUGGAUUAUUAUAGUAGUAAUUAUUUAAAAUAAAUUGUGAAAGUGCAACUAACUGUUAGUUUAACCUACGUUCUUAGCAGGGGUAAGCUGUAUUAGAUCUUUCUAAAGUAGUUUGAAUGCACUUUUUAGUUUGUUUAUAUCCUAACCUGCGAUAGAUAAGGAGGCGUCAGAGAUAAUAGAGAUAAUAAAAAUACAUUUUACGAAGUCCAGUGGCGGGUUGUAGAAAUACAAACAAACAUGCCCAACUUAAUUUGUUCCUGUUGCAAUAAGUCGUACAAAUCGAAUUUUAUGAUUAAAUGCUCCGUUUGCACUAAGGUGUUCAGACAUUUGUGCGUAAAUGUUACUCUUGAGGAAAUAAAUAUGUUUAAUGAUAACGAAAAUGGCUUUGAUUGGUCUUGUACUAGUUGCAGAACGAUUGGAAAUCAAAUAAAGGAUCUUAACGCUUUAAUACUGAUGCUUCAAGAAGAAGUCAAAAGCCUCAAAGAGGAUAAUAAACAAUUGGGGACUUCUAAUAAUUCAAUAGUGUUUGAAGAAGUUGUCCAAGAAAUUAAUGAGCGAAACAAACGAAAGCGCAAUAUUAUUCUUUUUGGGGUUCCAGAACAGGAUCAGGUCCUAUCAACAGAAGAUCGGAGCGAAAAUGAUAAAACAGAAGUAAAGAGCAUUAUAAAAUAUAUUGAUCGGAGCAUAGAUCUAAAACAUCUGAAGCCAAUUAGACUUGGUCGUUUUAGUGAUAGCCGAAACAGACCAAUGAAGAUUACAAUGGAGGAAGAAACCGAUGUCGUUAGUUUGAUUAAGCAAGCCAGCUCAUUAAAGAAUGGAAAAUAUAAACAUGUUUCUAUUUCCUUUGACCGUACUAAAAGGCAAAUAGACUAUUACAGACAGUUGAAAAUGGAACUGGAUGAGAAAAACAAUAAAUGUACUGAAAAGUUUAGAAUUAGAUACGUUGAUGGUACUCCAACCAUAGUACCUUUAAACCGUUAAUGCCCAACAGGUCCUCAAACGAUAACGCUCAGCUUCAAUGUUACUACCAAAAUGUGCGAGGUUUAAAUUCUAAAGUUGACGAUUUUUAUACCAGUGUUUGUGAAGCAGAGUUCGAUGUAGUCGCGUUAAGUGAAACUUGGCUAAGUAGUGAUGUUAAAAGUUCGGAAAUAUUUUCUGAGACAUAUGAAGUGUACCGUAAAGACCGCAGACUAGAUUUACUAGAAAAAUCAACUGGAGGAGGAGUAUUAUUGGCACUUAAAAGCUGCAUAAAAUCAAGCAAGUUUGAUACAUCUAUGUUUGAUAUACAUUUUCCCUCAAUCGAUUUACUUAUUGUAAAGUGUUCGAUUGACCAUAAAGUAUUUUAUUUAUUAGUUCUGUACAUUCCUGAUAGGCUGACUGUAGAUGAUUUUGAAUAUUUUUUUGAUUGUUUAGAGCAAUUGGAUAUCUUUAAUAAUAUUAUUAUGUUAGG